AGAAAUGACCCAGAUAAAAUGUUGGAAACAGGCAAAAAUAAGUAGGCAGUUGAUUAUAGUUUAAAAUUAGAAGCUCAUUCAAAAUUAGUUUUCACAUAACGCUCAGAGAAUAAAUGUUGAUUGUACACACGAAUAUUUUAGGGUAAAGUAAAUUAAGAGUGGCAAGAUGAUCGAUAUUUUGUCGCUGCCGCGCCGGAAUAAGGUGUCCGGAAAUCCGGCCCUGCUGAAGAUGAUCUCCUACAAGACCGGACUGCCCAUCAACAGUCUGCCAGGAUGGGAGCUGAUCCCCCUCAACUGCAAACUACCCAUGCUCAAGUGUCCCGGAAACCAAGUAAUAUUCUCGAAGAACAAAAUCGGACAGGAUUUCAAGAGCGGUAAGCAGGAGUUCGAGUGCUCUGUUACCGAGCACAUUCCCGAGUACAAUCCACUGCACGACUCCAAUCUGAAGACCUUCUACUCCAACGAGCGCAAUCUGAAGCGUUUGCGGGAAAACGGCGAGAUAACGCAGGGCAACGAUGUGAUCUGUAAUCUAAAGGACUUUAAUCAGCACCGCCAGGAGCUGCACAAAUCGCAGCUGUACUAUGUCUUGCAGGCUUACAAGCGACGCGAGUCGGAGCAAUACGAUCGCAUGCUGAUCGCCAAUGCGGAGUCGAUCACGAAGAAAGAUCACCAGAACCUGGCCGCCCGACACCAGUGCACCGAGGAGGUUCUGGCCAGGAAGCAGCAGCAGGAGGAGGAGCGCCACGAGAGGAAGGUCCACUUGCUGAACAUCACCUAUGAGAAGUUCAAGCGUUUGGAGAACCUGGCCACCAUGCAGAACAUGCUGCUGGAGCACCGCAAGAUGCUCACAAACAUGCGCGUCACUGCCCACAUAGAAAUGUGUCAGGAUCUGAAGCGGAAACUGCUGAUCAAGCAGAAGAAGCUCUUCCAGUUCAAGAAAGAUCGGUUCAACAAGAACAUGCGGCUGCUGCGGAAACAGAGGCUGAUGAAAACCACCGAGCACCAGAUUCAGUCGUGGAAAAAGCGAUUGGAUGAGCGCAUUGCCAACCAGCGCAGGAUUAACUACCUCCUGCAGGAGGUGGAAAAGGAACGUGUUGCGUUCAUCAACAGGCACAAGGCUCUGUACAGGGAGAAAUGGCAGAGGAUUCAGGACGAAAUCAGGAGCAGAGCUCAGCAAGCCGCCAUUGCUCGCCAGCCCAAGAAAAAGCGCCCCAAGAAGAAGAAGAAGAAGUCGACGUCGCUUCAGGCGCGAAAACCAUCCUUCUGCGAUGAGUACCAGGCCACCUUCGAGGGUCUAUUGGACAGCGAGCUGUGCUACGCCUUGAAUGCAGCCAUCGCCAUGGAGGGACAGACCGCUCUCAGCUUCGCCCCAGACGAUCCCAUCUACAAGGCGGCCCAGUACAUACUCGACUACAUCAUAGCUGGCUUUAACGAGGACCUCAGCGAGGAUGAGUGCGCCCUGCAGGUGCUGAUAUCUCGCAUCAAGGACUUUGUGUGCGAUGCCAAGAAAUACGUUCACUAUAAAGCCUAUCAGAUCAUCGGCUUUGCUAGGGACCACAGGGCCAUGGAGGUGCCGCCGUCGAUGGCCAAGCCACAGAAGAACCAUUCGCGCGUAUCCCACGUCUCCUUCAGCGGCGUGGCCAGCACCAUUGGCGUGGGCAGCUAUGAGAUUCACCCGUUCGUGGACGUCCGGCGCUGCAGCGAGCGUCGGGCCACACCGGCGGGCUCUUUGGCCUCGCUGGUGGUCAGCCAGAUCGGGGAGCAGGUGAUCCAGGACAAAGUGCGUCUGCCGCACCUGAACCGCAACCAGAUCGUGUUCAUCGAACACUAUCUGGUGAAGUUCAAGCGCGAUCUACUGGUGGGUCUGGACAAGCUGGUCUUUGCCGCCAUCCAGUGUCACUUUGAGAACCGAGUGAUGGAGGUGCGCGAAGAGCUCUUGCUGCUGGACAGAAACUACCUGUUCGACCAGAUAGCCCAGGGCAUCCUCAGCUAUGCGGUCAAUCCGCUCAACUACCAGUCGGUGCUGAAGCUGGCCGUGAGCGUUCUGUCCUGCGAAAUCAUCUGGGAGCUGCAGCAGACGAUGCUCAAACCGGGCAUCGAUCCCCGGGGCCAGAAUCACCCCGUGUCCUGCGGCACGGAGCGGGAACGCGAGAACCUGGCCCUGUGCAUACCCUAGGAUCCUGAUUUUCAGUUGGGGGUGGAUCCCUCGGUCUUGCGGAGAUAAUUUGUAUAAAUUACACGUGUGUGCAUACUGUUUCAAGGCUCUGGGGCAAAAUUUAUGUGAUUAGUCUAGUCGUCGUCCGUUUUCGUUGCAAAUGCCAACAGUUAAUAAUGUUGUGUGAGUCCCAAUUUAAGAACCCAAUGUUUUUGUGGUUUCUCAAGUGGGUACAAAUAAAAUCAAUGUAUAAUAUUAAAAUCAAACACUCACCCGUGCAACUGUGCAAAUCUGUUAAUAAAUAUUCACUAUUUUCAUCA
Drosophila elegans is the source of this 2475-nucleotide messenger RNA. RefSeq lists its product as uncharacterized. NCBI's taxonomy places the organism in Eukaryota, Metazoa, Arthropoda, Insecta, Diptera, Drosophilidae. The transcript is spliced from 3 exons. Bases 167 to 2176 code for a protein of 669 amino acids. The record is from RefSeq and is a predicted model, not a curated record.